This is a messenger RNA of Oryza sativa Japonica Group (Japanese rice), 1251 nucleotides long. The record is from RefSeq and is a predicted model, not a curated record. Lineage: Eukaryota; Viridiplantae; Streptophyta; Magnoliopsida; Poales; Poaceae.
UUGCCUAAAUUAGCUCUCCCCGCUCCGCCUGUUGCAACUGCACAUGCCUCUAUCAUUUUUGAGCAAGCUGCGUACAAGGUUACAGUCAGACUGAGUCUUGCUAUCCACUUCUGGAUUUCUGUCAACCAAAUCAAUAGCCUAGAUGAACACUGGCGUUCUUGCUAGAACCUCUUCCUGCGCCUUGCUUUUUAGCCCAAUGCCUUUAGAUGGCCCAACUCUAGGACUCCUCCCAUCCAUUGAUUGCCGCUACUCCACUAAAGCAUCCAUCCCGGUCAGCCCGAUUGCCGUUGAUGUCACACCACUCGCUCUUGCCCCGCUAACAAGCCAGCCAGCCAUCAAACAAGUUUUCCUCGCUCAAACCAUCUACCUCCUCCAGCUCGAACCCCUCCUGUCCUUCCUCCCUUCCCCCCCAUCUAUCUGCACCAUGCCGCCUACUCUCCCAAUCACAGAAUAUCCCCGCUUUGAUGUCUUUGGCAUGAGUCAAUCGAUGGCUACUUCACCUCAUGUUGAAGGCGCCUACUCCCUGAUUCGGCAUCCACUAGCUGAGAGGGUGGCAUCGUAUGAUCGGAAGGCCAAAGAAGCGCAUGACGUACAGAAGGAGCUCGAUGAUGCCCUGAACAAGCCAAAUGACCCACGCAUUGACCAGCUGCUGCCGCUGGUGGGAACGUUACCAAACCUCAACAUCACGGUAUACGUCCGCCGCAACGCAAGGAUCCGCGACACCUACAAUGGUAAGUGGAUAAAUCCUGUUGCAAGAGCCAGCGAUCGGGUGGUAGCUCAAAACAAAACAGGUUCGUGCAGCAACAACGGCAGUAAGUCCAGGCCAAAGAAGAAGCUGAAAAAACUGGAAGAAAUUGUGGAGAUGCCUAUCCUGGCAACGCCCCAGCCAACCCCGAAGAAGAAGAUCAAAGAAUUGGCCAACUUCUGCGGCUUAGACGAAAAAAAGUUGGUUCUUGAAGCUGAGAAGGAAUUUAGUAGGAAGAAGGAGCAAACUGACCCAAAUGCAUGAGCAAUGCCCUCUCAAUCGCUUCUUGCCGAUUGGCCCGGUGGACAGUAGCUUCGGGUGCUUUCAGCUAUCCUAGGCCUGGCCCAUUGUAUCAUUUCUUUUAUGCUGUGUCCUCUUAUCGUCGCCCGGCCUCUUCAAGGCCUGGCUAGUAGUCUCCUUUAUUUAUGUGUCUCUUGUCUCCUAAGUCGCGUCGUUGUUAUCUCCUUUUACCUUUGCAAUGUAAGCCUGUUUGGGCUUCCCAAUGU